This is a messenger RNA of Phacochoerus africanus (Common warthog), 798 nucleotides long. RefSeq names its product chromosome 8 C1orf185 homolog (gene C8H1orf185). The coding region runs from base 1 to 783 and encodes 260 amino acids. Lineage: Eukaryota; Metazoa; Chordata; Mammalia; Artiodactyla; Suidae. The transcript is spliced from 5 exons. The record is from RefSeq and is a predicted model, not a curated record.
AUGGCUAAAUACAAAAAGAAUAAAGAGGAGGGCGGAGAUCUUCAAGAGAAAGCUAAGAGGGCUGUAAACACAGUGGUAAUAAUAGAGAAACUGCUACAUGGAGAUCUAAGUUUUUUUAACCACUUAACCUAUUUUCUGGCUGCUGGUGCUGUUACUUUGGGAAUUGGUUUCUUUGCUUUGGCAUCAGCUUUGUGGUUCCUGAUUUGCAAACGAAGAGAAAUAUUUCAAGAUUCCAAACUUAAAGCAACUGAUGAGAGAUGCAAGCAAAGACCAUCAAAGGCGAAGAUUAAAUCUCAUUCUCAGUGUGUUUUUAUUUCUCGAAAUUUUCAUACUGGAAGAUUCCAGUUACAGGAGGAGCAAAGAAAAAAGGAAACAGCACGUAUAAAAGCAAUUAAAGAUCACUCUAAAGAUGAAUUCUGCCUUGCAACAAAAAAGGUCGUUUGUGAUCCCUCAGAGACUAGCUCGGCAACAAAUCCCAGCAGUGUUACCUUAAGCUUAUCAACAUUGCCAUCUGAUUCUUAUUACAGCCAAAGUAUAGAAGUAGCUGAUGACUGGUUUUCUGAUGAUCCUCUAGCAAAAAAGAGCCCUCCAAUGCCUUUUCUCGGGGAGCCUCUAAUGGAAAAAGUAUUUUCAUACUUAUCAACCAUUCCACUAGAAGAAUGUACUGGAAAUGUACUAAAUAUGACACUUUAUGAUGAUCAGAAAGAUGGCAGCAUUAAGGAAAUAUUUACACGAAGAAAUACAGAGGUUGAAAUACAAAACCUUCAACAUAAUAUUGAAUGACUUUUUUCUUUUGAA